UUCUCAUUUUAUAUAUUUUUUGUAUUCUUCCUCUUGUAUAAGAAUUGCAUCCCAGUUGUAGCGCAAGAUUUCUGCAGGAAAUCUCUCUCUACAACUUCGGGGGCUCGGGUUUUAUUCAACGACACCCGCCGAUUCGACUUUGACUCGGUCCCCCAACCCGCGACGCCAGUCUCCCUCCUUCGGCGGCGAGGUACCCGCCGUAAUUUGACUUCCGGCCGUUUGCUUCUGCUGCUACUUCGUUAAGCUACAAUGGGCUCCGUUGCGCAGGGUUUUACCAAGUCUCUGGCCAUGACUAUUCUGUCCGAGAUCGGCGAUAAGACCUUCAUCGCCGCCGCGAUAUUGGCAAUGCGUCAUCCAAGGAGGCUUGUUUUGGCAGGAUGCCUGGGUGCAUUGAUCGUCAUGACUAUGCUUUCUGCUGUUGUCGGUUGGGCUGCUCCAAAUCUGCUCUCUCGUACAUGGACACAUCAUAUCACGACAGUAUUGUUUUUUGGCUUUGGACUUUGGUCCUUGUGGGAUGGGUUUAAAGGAGAUGGGGAUGCUGAUGAAUUGGCUGAAGUUGAAGCAGAAUUGGAUGCUGACUGGAAAUCUGGUGCUGGAGCGAACAAGGAAGAUAGCAAGAAUGGUGAUGAGUCGAAAAAGAAAAAGCGGCCAUUUAUGGCACAGUUCUUUUCACCGAUUUUGUUGAAGGCAUUCUCCAUUACAUUCUUUGGUGAAUGGGGUGACAAGAGUCAGCUAGCUACUAUUGGUUUGGCUGCUGAUGAGAACCCUUUUGGUGUUGUUCUUGGCGGGAUUCUAGGACAAGCAUUGUGUACAACUGCUGCUGUUGUAGGAGGGAAGAGCUUGGCAUCACAGAUAUCUGAGAGAAUGGUUGCCCUCUCAGGUGGAAUUCUAUUCAUUGUUUUUGGCAUCCAAUCCUUUCUUUCCGACGUCAACUAAAAGAAGCUUUGUAAACUAUACUAACGAGGGAUAGGAAAGGUGGUUCCUCUAGUCUUAGAAACCAGUCAUGCAUGAAAGAAGUCUGCUAUUAAUUUAGCGCUCAGCCAAGUUCCAGAGCGCUACUCUGUCUUGUAACGGAAGAAAGGUCUGUCGGAACGACGAAUAUACCAGGCCAUAUUUCUAGCUUCGGAGAAUGUUUUGGUGGGACUACUGUGGCUGAGCAGAUGACUAACAUGCCUUUACUUGAGGACUUGAAUUAGAACAUUUUCCUUUUGCCACUGUUUUUGUCACCUCCAACAAGUCCAUGGGGGAUACUCCGAUCUUCCUUGACCUCACUCUCAAUAGACAAGUCUGUAUUAUUGAACAAUGAACAUAGACAAAAUUGGAUUAAACAUUAUGAAGGACUUCUUUUCCAGAAUGUAUCUUUUUUCUCUGGCAAAACUACUACCACAGUUGUUAAAUACUAGGAUUCAAGUCCAUGAAUAGGGUAAAAGUUCCUUUAUUCAAAAGGACAAACCAUUUGCCACCACUUUUGCAUCUAACUCAUUGGAAGUUACAAGUAUUACACCACAUAUUCUUAUCAUUUUCAGUCUUGUUUUCAUAUAUACACACACUAUCCAAUAGAACUAACAUAGACACUGUAGAGAAGCAACCUCGAGAGAAAUCUUAUCAUUCUGGAUCUGGCCUCACUGCCUCAUUCAACAUCCACCGCUGGCAGGUUCAAUUGAACUCAACAGCCCGUUUCCUCUCAGCUGCGUGCAAUGGUCCUCCGCGUCAGCUUGAGCGCAAAUAAUCACCACAGCUAGGCCAUUGUAGUGUGCCUCUUGCAUUAUGUUCACCGCAUUGUCCACUGUCAUCCCGGGUAUAACUUUCAUCAAAACUUGGACCACGUAUUCCCGUUUGUUGAAGUUGUCAUUGUGCAACAUCACGCGAUAAGGGGGUGACAUUUUCCUCGAUUUCCUCAAGUCAAACUCAGAGUCACGGCCAGGAGUGGUUUUCUCAAUCACUGGUCUGUCAAGUACACCUCCCCCUUUACCUGGCGCUGCUGCUGAUACUGCCAUGAGAAUUCCACGAACGCUACAUCUUCCUCGACAUAGAGAGUGUUUAUCCCCUGACGAUACAUUAGCAAAUAUCGGUAAAGGUCAAACAACAUAGGGCACCCAAUAAAUAUCCAAUUAUCCAUGCAUUGCAAUACGACUUCUGUUCAAGGGUACUUUGUAACAUACAGAAUGUGCCCAAAGGUUCAGAAACCAUGGAAUAUAUGAUACGUCAACAGAGGCAGAACAAUUAAAACCUAGCAAUCGAGAAACACAUCCCAUAGAUAACUAGUCUUAGCUUGUGGCCAAGAAUCAAUAACAUAGACGGAAAUGCAGUAUUGCAUGGAGACCUGUAAACUACCCAAAUAUGCAAUUUACAAGUUUACAAAUCUGAUGAAUUGGAAAGCGAUAAACAAGAAACCAAAGAAACAAUGUAGUACCUUCCAAAAGCAGUAAUAGUAAAGUUAAAUCUAAAAAAGGGAACUCCUACAAGCCAUCCAUGAACCAUGAUGGUUCUGCAUCAUGCUACGACAUGUGCCAUUGUGUAAAAAUGCAUGUGCGAGAGCAAUGAACACUAGAGUCAGGCAGGCUGUAUAUUAAAUUCAUUCAACUGCCAGUAUCUAAUGGCCUAAGCUAAAGCAAGCACAUUACAAUACCUGUUAGCAGAUAGUUUCAGGGCAACCUAAGCUCUGAGAGAUUCUACCCAUCCACAAAACUCCAUGGUGGUUCCCACCAAUUCCACCAACAAAGCAAACAGUAAAACAAAAACCAGCUACUGUUUGUAGACAACUUCGCAUACAACCAAUUCUCCAAUGCCGGACGAAUCCUAAAAGUCGACUGUCAUGGUGUUGUUCGACCAGUUGCUCUAAGAAACAACAUGCAUGCAGCGAUACCAGAGUCCUCAAUUACUAAUAAGUCAGUCAGUCUGUCAGCCCUCAACAAACUGAACUACAGCGUUGAACUAUCAAUUCGGGUUUCAUACUUUCAUCUACUAGGCAGAACUGAUAGAGAGCUUCUAUUCUAUUCACCAUUCCAGGAAAACAAAAGAAACCCAAUUGAAGACUCAAAAUACUGAAAAUAAACCACCCAAA
Messenger RNA from Linum tenue, 3064 nucleotides. Lineage: Eukaryota; Viridiplantae; Streptophyta; Magnoliopsida; Malpighiales; Linaceae. The record is from the annotation of a GenBank genome assembly.